This is a messenger RNA of Pelagomonas calceolata, 891 nucleotides long. NCBI's taxonomy places the organism in Eukaryota, Pelagophyceae, Pelagomonadales, Pelagomonadaceae. The record is from the annotation of a GenBank genome assembly.
CUCCUCCUCAUCUCCACUGCUCGCACCGGCGACGCGCGCGGCCGCAAGCCAGUCGCCGUGACCUACGGGCCACCGCGCACGGCGACGACGCUCUCAACGUUUAUCGUUCGCGCGUUCCUCUGCGCGACGAAUAGAACUGGAUACGUACGCAAGACCCACGAUCUCGAGGCGGCUAAGUCAUUAGCGCGCGAUGGCAUCCCGUUGUUCGUGACGCAUCGCGAGUCAAAGAACAACGCCUGGGAUGGAAGCAGCAACUGUGACACCGAUACCACCGCUCGCAGUCUUGAGAAGGAGUGGGGCAUCCCGAGGAACUCGAUAAAAGUACUGCAACGCACGGCGUCCGUCGCGCAGCGCGAGUGGCGGGUCGUCCAAGAUUACGCGGCGUUUUUUAAAGCGCCCCCAUUGCGGCGCGACGGCUUCGAUGCGGAACGGCGCCGCCGGGCCGCGCACGCGCUGGGCGCGGUCGUGGAAUUCAUCCGGCCGUGGUCGACGCUGCGACGAUGUUGCGGGUCGCAAAUGUCGCGCAACUACCGAAAACGCCUCUACAGGGCGGCCAGGGCCGCACGGGCCGUCACUGGACGAAAGUUGCUAGCUCGUGGCCGCUUCGCGAGUAGGGGGCGCCCGCUCCAGACCAACGUAGCCGCUCAUAUAAACUACGACGCGUGCGAGAUGUACGACAUUGACGCGGUCGAGGCGAUGCUGAUCCGCACGAGAUUGUUUCAGCAGUGCCCCGUCCUACGAUCUCUUCAAGAGGGCGACAAGCGGGCCUUGUCGGCGGACGCGGGUCCGAUCAACGGCACCUACUGUCGGAGGUAUAGGGACGCGGCGGUGGCGACGCGCGCGUCCUUCAACGAAAACCCCUGGGAACUCAUGCGUAACAACAACAGGUAG